This is a messenger RNA of Pan troglodytes (chimpanzee), 4099 nucleotides long. It is a transcript of the gene SORCS2, whose product is annotated as sortilin related VPS10 domain containing receptor 2. The record is from RefSeq and is a predicted model, not a curated record. NCBI's taxonomy places the organism in Eukaryota, Metazoa, Chordata, Mammalia, Primates, Hominidae. The coding region runs from base 46 to 3528 and encodes 1160 amino acids. Gene Ontology annotation, cellular component: membrane. The transcript has 27 exons. Gene Ontology annotation, molecular function: protein binding.
GUCCGCGCCGCCCCGCCGCCGGCUCCGCUGCCGCCCCUGGCGACCAUGGCGCACCGGGGGCCCUCGCGCGCCCCGAAGGGCCCCGGCCCCACCGCCCGAGCCCCGAGCCCCGGGGCUCCGCCGCCGCCGCGCUCGCCGCGCUCGCGGCCGCUCCUGCUGCUGCUGCUGCUGCUGCUGGGCGCCUGCGGGGCGGCGGGGCGCUCCCCUGAGCCCGGGCGCCUGGGUCCUCACGCCCAACUGACCCGGGUGCCGCGGAGCCCUCCCGCGGGGCGCGCGGAGCCCGGUGGCGGCGAGGACCGGCGGGCGCGCGGCACGGAGCCAGACGCCCCGGGUCCGAGUCCCGGUCCCGCUCUUGGUCCCGGCGAGGACGGCGCCCCCGCCGCGGGCUACCGGCGCUGGGAGCGGGCGGCGCCGCUGGCCGGAGUGGCUUCGCGGGCGCAGGUCUCGCUCAUCAGCACGUCGUUCGUGCUCAAGGGGGACGCGACGCACAACCAGGCGAUGGUGCACUGGACGGGCGAGAACAGCAGCGUGAUCUUGAUCCUGACGAAGUACUACCACGCAGACAUGGGGAAGGUUCUGGAAAGUUCUCUGUGGCGGUCAUCAGAUUUCGGGACGUCCUACACCAAGCUCACCCUCCAGCCUGGUGUCACCACUGUCAUCGACAAUUUCUACAUCUGCCCGACCAACAAGAGGAAGGUCAUCCUUGUCAGCUCCUCACUCAGUGACCGGGACCAGAGCCUAUUCCUCAGCGCAGACGAAGGCGCCACCUUUCAGAAGCAGCCCAUUCCCUUCUUCGUGGAAACUCUGAUUUUCCACCCUAAGGAGGAGGACAAGGUCCUCGCCUACACAAAGGAGAGCAAGCUCUACGUGUCAUCUGACUUGGGGAAAAAGUGGACACUUCUGCAAGAGCGAGUGACCAAAGACCACGUGUUCUGGUCUGUGUCUGGGGUGGACGCUGACCCUGACUUGGUCCACGUGGAAGCCCAGGACCUCGGUGGAGAUUUUCGGUACGUCACCUGCGCAAUCCACAAUUGCUCCGAGAAGAUGCUGACAGCCCCGUUCGCAGGCCCCAUUGACCACGGGUCUCUGACCGUGCAGGACGAUUACAUCUUCUUUAAGGCAACAUCAGCAAACCGGACAAAAUACUAUGUCUCUUAUCGUCGAAAUGAAUUUGUCCUGAUGAAGCUGCCGAAGUAUGCGUUGCCAAAGGAUCUGCAGAUCAUCAGCACGGACGAGAGUCAGGUGUUCGUGGCGGUGCAGGAGUGGUACCAGAUGGACACCUACAACCUGUACCAGUCAGACCCACGGGGCGUGCGCUACGCGCUGGUGCUGCAGGACGUGCGCAGCUCACGGCAGGCGGAGGAGAGCGUGCUCAUCGACAUCCUGGAGGUCAGAGGGGUGAAAGGAGUCUUCCUGGCAAACCAAAAAAUUGAUGGGAAAGUGAUGACGCUUAUAACCUACAACAAGGGCCGCGACUGGGAUUACCUGAGGCCACCCAGCAUGGACAUGAAUGGAAAACCAACCAACUGCAAGCCUCCAGACUGCCACCUGCACCUGCACCUGCGCUGGGCAGACAACCCCUACGUAUCAGGCACCGUGCACACCAAGGACACCGCCCCAGGCCUCAUCAUGGGUGCAGGUAACCUGGGCUCACAGCUGGUGGAAUAUAAAGAAGAAAUGUACAUCACGUCAGACUGUGGUCACACCUGGCGGCAGGUGUUUGAGGAAGAGCAUCACAUCCUGUACCUGGACCACGGCGGCGUGAUCGUGGCCAUCAAAGACACCUCCAUCCCCUUGAAGAUCCUCAAGUUCAGUGUGGACGAAGGCCUCACCUGGAGCACGCACAACUUCACCAGCACUUCGGUGUUUGUGGACGGGCUGCUGAGCGAGCCGGGGGACGAGACGCUGGUCAUGACGGUCUUUGGCCACAUCAGCUUCCGCUCCGACUGGGAGCUGGUCAAGGUGGACUUCCGGCCCUCAUUCUCCAGGCAGUGCAGCGAGGAGGACUACAGCUCCUGGGAGCUCUCCAACCUGCAGGGCGACCACUGUAUCAUGGGCCAGCAGAGAAGUUUCCGGAAAAGAAAGUCCACGUCCUGGUGCAUCAAGGGGAGGAGCUUCACGUCGGCGCUCACGUCCCGCGUGUGCGAGUGCCGGGACUCGGACUUCCUGUGCGACUACGGAUUUGAGCGCUCCCCCUCCUCAGAGUCCAGCACCAACAAGUGCUCUGCCAACUUCUGGUUUAACCCAUUGUCCCCGCCUGACGACUGUGCCCUGGGCCAGACCUACACCAGCAGCCUUGGGUACCGGAAAGUGGUGUCCAACGUGUGUGAGGGUGGGGUGGACAUGCAGCAGAGUCAGGUGCAGCUGCAGUGCCCCCUCACGCCGCCCCGGGGCCUGCAGGUCAGCAUCCAAGGCGAGGCGGUGGCCGUGCGGCCUGGAGAGGACGUCCUGUUUGUGGUGCGGCAGGAGCAGGGCGAUGUCCUGACUACCAAGUACCAGGUGGACCUUGGGGACGGCUUCAAGGCUAUGUACGUGAACCUUACACUGACCGGGGAGCCCAUCCGGCACCGCUACGAGAGCCCUGGCAUCUACCGCGUGUCCGUCAGGGCAGAGAACACAGCGGGCCACGAUGAGGCGGUGCUCUUUGUCCAGGUCAACUCGCCCCUGCAGGCCCUCUACCUGGAGGUGGUUCCUGUCAUUGGCCUCAACCAGGAGGUGAACCUCACAGCUGUGCUGCUUCCCUUGAACCCCAACCUCACCGUCUUCUACUGGUGGAUCGGCCAUAGCCUGCAGCCCCUCCUUUCCCUGGAUAAUUCUGUGACAACGCGGUUUUCGGACACGGGCGACGUGCGUGUGACGGUGCAGGCUGCCUGUGGGAACUCGGUGCUGCAGGACUCCAGGGUCCUCCGUGUGCUGGAUCAAUUUCAAGUCAUGCCUCUGCAGUUUUCCAAGGAGCUGGAUGCCUACAACCCCAACACCCCUGAGUGGAGGGAAGACGUGGGCCUGGUGGUCACCCGGCUGCUCUCCAAGGAGACCAGCGUCCCUCAGGAGCUUCUGGUGACUGUGGUGAAGCCGGGGCUGCCCACUUUGGCCGACCUGUACGUGCUCCUGCCCCCUCCCAGGCCCACAAGGAAGAGGAGCCUCUCGAGUGAUAAGAGGCUCGCCGCCAUCCAGCAGGUGCUGAACGCACAGAAGAUCAGCUUCCUCCUGCAAGGCGGAGUCCGGGUCCUGGUGGCCCUGCGGCACACAGGCACAGGUGCUGAGCAGCUGGGCGGCGGUGGCGGCUACUGGGCGGUAGUGGUGCUGUUUGUCAUCGGGCUCUUCGCAGCGGGAGCCUUCAUCCUCUACAAGUUCAAAAGGAAACGGCCAGGCAGGACCGUGUACGCCCAAAUGCACAACGAGAAGGAGCAGGAGAUGACCAGCCCUGUGAGUCACAGUGAGGACGUCCAGGGCGCUGUCCAGGGCAACCACUCAGGCGUGGUCCUGAGCAUCAACUCCCGAGAGAUGCACAGCUACCUGGUGAGCUGAUGCCACCCCAGCAUCUGUCUUUUCACCCACGGAGGGCACAGAACCACCAGCAAAGCCGGCGGCUGGACUGGCGCCCCUCAGAGACCUGCGGAAAGCCCCCUCCCUGAGUCGUCGCCACACCAGGCGACAGGCACCACCCCCUCUGAUAAAUCCAAGCCCGCCCAGGCCCACGGGGGCCCACGGGACCCCCCGGGACCCCCCGGACAUGGCCCUGCCCCUAUGGGACACCAGGCCUGACUCAGGCAGGUUCUGCCCCCAGACCCCACACAUGGCCGCCCCACGUGCUGUCGCUCAGCCCGAGGCCUGACUUCUCUGGGCUGAGGCUGGUCGUCCUGGAGCCCUCCCAGUACCUCAGGCUGCAAGAGCUGCAGACCCGUUCAGACACUGCGUUGCGGGCUCCUUCCCCGCAGAGGCCGGGGCCUCCCUGACUUUGCUUCUUCACUCCCACCUGUGCGGCCACCCAGUCCCUCUGUGGGAGCCCGGUAGCCAGGCCCUCCCAACACCACACCACCUUCCAGGCACCCCAUGCCCUCCGGCUGGAAACUGCAGCUCUGUAAAUGCCUCUCUAGGU